Molecule: messenger RNA, 2067 nt
Organism: Bombina bombina (fire-bellied toad)
Lineage: Eukaryota; Metazoa; Chordata; Amphibia; Anura; Bombinatoridae
Gene: SLC18A3
Product: solute carrier family 18 member A3
Exons: 1
Coding region: 67-1668 (533 amino acids)
Biological process (GO): xenobiotic transport; chemical synaptic transmission; transmembrane transport
Cellular component (GO): terminal bouton; membrane; AP-1 adaptor complex
Molecular function (GO): acetylcholine transmembrane transporter activity; xenobiotic transmembrane transporter activity
Source: RefSeq, a predicted model, not a curated record
UGCAACAGCUGCUUUUCUGAGACUUUGAGGUUACAAGGUGAGGAAACUCCAAGCUUUGAUUUCUCUAUGAAUAACUGUGAUAUACCGAAAGAAGACAGAAUGGCUUCAGAAAACUCCCAGGGCACGGCUAAGUCUGCAGUGGAAAAACUCUCUGAUGCAAUGGGUGAAAGAACUAAGCAAAUUGGCACAGCCAUGAAAGAGGUUCACCAUCAGAGAAGACUGGUCCUGUUUAUUGUGUGUGUUGCACUAUUCCUUGAUAACAUGCUUUAUAUGGUAAUUGUGCCCAUCGUACCUGAUUACAUUGCAAGUAUGAGAGAAGAUAAUAAAAAUCACAUGAAACAUUCAAAUUCCAGCUCUCAAAAUACAAAUAAAUCCUAUAUAGGACCCCAGUACCCUGUAGAGAAUGAAGACAUGAAGAUAGGAGUCCUCUUUGCCUCUAAAGCCAUUCUACAGUUAUUAGUUAACCCAUUGUCUGGGACUUUCAUAGACAGGGUGGGCUAUGACAUUCCUCUUUUUAUAGGACUGAUUGUAAUGUUUUUUUCUACAGUGAUAUUUGCAUUUGCAGAAAACUAUGCCACUUUGUUCUUUGCAAGAAGCCUCCAAGGUUUGGGAUCUGCCUUUGCAGACACCUCUGGAAUAGCUAUGAUAGCAGAUAAAUAUACAGAGGAGGCAGAGAGAAGCAAAGCCCUUGGUAUUGCCUUGGCGUUUAUUUCAUUUGGAAGCUUGGUCGCACCCCCUUUUGGAGGAAUCCUUUAUCAGUUUGUAGGCAAAAAGAUGCCCUUCCUAGUCCUUGCUGGUAUCUCUUUAAUAGAUGGUAUACUACUUUUAGUAGUCAUUAAACCUUUUGCUAAUCGAACUAGAGUAAACAUGCCAGUGGGCACACCCAUCCACAGACUCAUGAUAGACCCUUACAUUGCUGUGGUGGCAGGGGCUCUCACAACCUGUAACAUUCCUCUGGCAUUUCUUGAGCCCACCAUUGCAAAUUGGAUGAAGACCACAAUGGGUGCAACUGAAUGGCAAAUGGGACUUACAUGGCUACCAGCCUUUUUUCCUCAUGUCCUUGGUGUUUUUCUAACUGUAAAGCUUGCAGCAAAUUAUCCUCAGUAUCAGUGGUUCUAUGGUGCCAUAGGCAUGGUCAUAAUAGGUGCAAGUUCUUGCACAGUGCCAGCCUGUAGAAAUUAUGGACAACUUAUUGUACCAUUGUGUGGUAUCUGCUUUGGAAUAGCCCUAGUAGAUACUGCCCUUUUGCCAACCCUUGCAUUACUUGUAGAUCUCCGUCAUGUAUCAGUCUAUGGAAGUGUCUAUGCCAUAGCUGACAUUUCUUACUCAGUGGCUUAUGCCAUGGGGCCUAUAGUUGCCAGUCAGAUUGUGCAUACUACAGGAUUUACUCAGCUUAACCUUGGCAUGGGUCUUGCCAAUGUCCUCUAUGCUCCAGCCCUUCUAUUACUUAGGAAUGUAUGUCAAAUGAAACCUUCCCAUUCAGAAAGAAAUAUACUACUAGAUGAGGGACCUAAAGGUCUGUAUGAUACAAUUAAAAUGGAAGAAAGAAAAGCUAAAUCUCACAAAGCCAGUCACAAAGAUGGUGCUAUAAAUAGUAUGAACAAUACUGGGGAACAGCCAGGUCCAUAUAUGUCUGAUGAGGGGUUUUCUGACUAUGAAUAUAGCUAAACAAUAUGCCAAUAUUAAUAUGAAUUACUGAGCAGGAAUCAAAUAUUUAGCCAUUUAUUAAUGCACCAACAUACACUUUAUUUAUUGUUCCAUUUCAUAGGAAUCAACUCAAUGCUUUCUGUAGAUUUAUUUUAUGGUAUUUGUUUUGAAAAUUUCAAGACAAAAAUAAAUAAAUCCCAAAUCACGUUUCACGCAUAUCUUACAAUCCUUCAAAUAAUAAGUGGAGUAUUGUGAAAACUGUUUUUUUUUUUCAAGUCUAAACUUUACGUGUGAUAUAUUGUAUAUCUGUACAAAAGAAAAAAUAAUAAUUAUAUGGAAUUAAUAAAGUUGCAUAUUCAGGGAAAUAAAAUGAAUAAACAUUGUAAAUAAAUAUAUUUUGUGAUUUGAUUUUCUAAACCA